This is a messenger RNA of Pseudophryne corroboree (corroboree frog), 2977 nucleotides long. RefSeq names its product dopachrome tautomerase (gene DCT). Gene Ontology annotation, biological process: positive regulation of neuroblast proliferation; developmental pigmentation; ventricular zone neuroblast division. Lineage: Eukaryota; Metazoa; Chordata; Amphibia; Anura; Myobatrachidae. The record is from RefSeq and is a predicted model, not a curated record. The transcript has 8 exons. The coding region runs from base 382 to 1941 and encodes 519 amino acids. Gene Ontology annotation, cellular component: melanosome. Gene Ontology annotation, molecular function: oxidoreductase activity; dopachrome isomerase activity.
AUGAAGGAACAAAUGCCUGGGAAAGAAAUCUCACUUUGCAAAACAUUCUUUUAAGAACGUUCUGAAGAUUAUAGACAGUCACGUGGAAAGGAUUGUAGAAAGGGUUAGAGGCAGUGGGCUAAACUUUUUUGGCAUGAGUAAGAUAAAAGAGAAUGUGUAGUUCGUUAGUAACGAUACAGGAACUUGCUGCAUGUAAUCACUAAUUGCCUAAUUAGCAGUAUUAUACAUGCAAUAAAUCGCCUAAAAGUUAGGGUGGGGGAAGAAUAGAGGCGUAGCCAUCCUCCCAGCUGAUGACAGUUUAGUGUUAAUAAUCUCUCAGUAUAGCUGAAACUUAUUUACUAAGAGGCUGUUACUCAGUCGAGUAGGUAAUAGUUACUAGUCAUGCCUUACACCAAGCAUCUCGGAGUUUUGCUGAUUGCUGUGUCCUUGGUUCAUCUGGCUCAAGCACAGUUCCCCAGGGCUUGUACGACGGUUGAGGCGCUGGUGAGCAAGCGAUGCUGCCCUCCGCUGGGAUCGGAUCAAGCCAAUGUGUGCGGCUCGCUGCAGGCCCGCGGCCGAUGUGUCACUGUGGUGGUGGAUGAUCGUCCCUGGAGCGGUCCUUACAAUUUGCGCAAUGUGGAUGACCGGGAGCGCUGGCCUCUGAAGUUCUACAAUGCCACCUGCCAGUGUUUCGGAAACUUUUCUGGAUUUAAUUGUGGAGACUGUAAAUUUGGCUGGACAGGACCAAACUGUGACCAGAGGAAGCCACCAGUUGUGCGGAAAAACAUCCUCGAUUUAACGCCCCUGGAGAGGGCUCGGUUCCUAGAAGCACUGGACCGUGCCAAGGCCACCAUUCAUCCUGACUAUGUGAUUGCUACUCAACAUUGGCUUGGUAUUCUUGGGCCAAAUGGAACCGAACCCCAAGUAUCAAACACCAGCAUCUAUAACUUCUUUGUCUGGCUUCAUUACUAUUCUGUCAGGGACACACUGUUAGGGCCAGGACGUCCAUUCAAAGCCAUUGAUUUGUCUCACAAAGGCCCAGCUUUUGUUACUUGGCAUCGAUACCACCUCUUGCUGUUGGAGAGAGAGUUGCAGAAAAUGCUUAGUGAUGAGUCCUUUGCCUUACCAUACUGGAACUUUGCCACUGGCAGAAAUGAGUGUGAUGUCUGUACUGAUGACUUGUUUGGAGCACCAAGACUGGAUGACCCCACUCUAAUCAGUCUGGGUUCCAGAUUUUCACGUUGGGAGAUUGUGUGUGAUAGCUUAGAUGAGUACAAUCGUCUGGUUACACUGUGUAACGGAACUAAUGAAGGUUUUAUUCGGAGGAGUACAAUUGACCGUUCUGGUGGGAGUCUGCCAACCAUGGAUGAUGUAAAGAAAUGUCUUUCACUUAGAGAGUUUGACCGUCCUCCUUACUUCACAAACUCUACUUCAAGCUUUCGGAAUGCACUUGAAGGCUUUGAGGAGCCAAAUGGAACACUGGAUUUUCCUGCAAUGAGCCUUCAUAAUUUAGUACACACAUUCUUAAAUGGAACCAGUGCAUUGUCCCACUCUGCUGCUAAUGAUCCUCUUUUUGUGGUACUCCAUUCGUUCACUGAUGCAAUAUUUGAUGAAUGGAUGAAGCGCUUUCAGCCCACAGAUGCUGUUUGGCCUCAGGAACUUGCACCAUUAGGACACAAUCGCAUGUACAACAUGGUGCCCUUCUUUCCUCCUAUAACGAAUGAUGAGCUUUUCACACCAGCUGAGCAGCUGGGAUAUACGUAUGCUAUUGAAUUACCAGCUUCUGACACGGACAAUCGUGUAGUUGCAGUGGCUAUUGCAUCAGCUGUUGGUGGAGUACUUAUCGCCUUGCUUGUCCUCUUGGUGCUGCUUGUUCUCUUUUUGAACAGAAAAUGGCGACGAGGCUUUGAGCCACUAAUGAAUGCAAGCUACAACAGCAGAAAAUAUACAGAAGAUGCAUGAAAUGCACCCAAGCAUAGAUCUUUGUAAUAUGCCUUCAUUUUGUUGUGUUGGAGUUCUUUUGGUAUUUGUUAAACCCAAUUUACUUGCACACUACAGCGUAUUAGCUUCAAAUGCUUGUAAUGCGACGGUCUCUCUCGUUAAUUGUGGCUACUUUUGUCAAACCUUUCAUGGCAUUAUGUAAAUAUAUAGUCCCUCUUUGUAGGUUGUUUGCUUUAACAUUUAGUAUUCUUGCUGCUCUUGUACCUAGUAUAGGUGUACUGCACAAGGCCUCCUAGUAUUAACUGCUUACAUGCAGUGUCCACCAUCAUGAUGGUGGUAGUAACUGGUUGGAAGUGUUGGUGUGGCGUUUUACAUGGUUGCAUUAAUGCACAUUCUAAUCCUACUUGUUCUGAAGUAGUCCUUUAAUAAAGUGCUACUAUACCCACCAUUAAGCUGUUGGGACAAUCAGCUGCCUCUAAGUAUUGGCCACAUUAGAUGUAUAAAAAUGUAUGCUCCUCAGGGUGGUCCAUGAAGACGUCUCCAUUACAUAUGCAGCUAAUGUGUUCAUGUGAAAUAAGGACAGUGUAAAGGUAGCGUAGUCUGAGGUGGGUGGACGGCCCUGUAGUAGUUGUAAAAUGGAUUUAAAACUAGAAACCAUAAGCAACCGUUUUGCGAUCAUUCCAUAUGAGGCACAUUCAAAGGGCAGUGCUAUUCUAGAGACAUUUUAUAUUUGCCCCUCUCCCACAUUCUAUUCGAAUGUCCCUAUAUGUGGGUUGGGAUAAAAAAAAAAAAAAAAAACCUUCAGAGGAAAAUACAAACUCUAAAUGCUCAAGAUAGCUUUAACUUGGGGCAGGUAUUACAUUGCUUGUCAGUUAGUGCAGUGUUCAACUGUUUAAUGGAAAUGAGCUGUCAAAAGCCUUAUCCAAAUGAAUGGUUUACAGUAUAAUGAACCUGUUCCUCUUUGCUAUAAGAUUUUGUUAUAACUGCAAAGUAUGCAGCAAUUUAAGACCGAUUAAUCAUGAACAUUUACUGUGUCAAUAAACUAUUUAAACACUUA